Molecule: messenger RNA, 690 nt
Organism: Vicia villosa (hairy vetch)
Lineage: Eukaryota; Viridiplantae; Streptophyta; Magnoliopsida; Fabales; Fabaceae
Product: leghemoglobin 29
Exons: 4
Coding region: 65-511 (148 amino acids)
Molecular function (GO): oxygen binding; heme binding
Source: RefSeq, a predicted model, not a curated record
AUGGGCGUAAAGUUAUAGCAUUGAAAAUAUUGAAUUCUAAUUAAACAAAAGAAAACAAAGAAAUAUGGAGUUUACUAUGAGGCAAGAGGCUUUAGUUAAUAGCUCAUGGGAAGCAUUCAAUCAAAAUCUUCCUCUCUUCAGCGUUUUGUUCUACACCUUUAUGUUGGAGAAAGCACCUGCUGCCAAAAACAUGUUUUCUGUUCUAAAAGACGACAAUGAAGUACCUCUGGCCAACCCUAGUAUCAAUGCUCAUACUGAAAUGGUUUUUGGAAUGGUGCGUGAUGCAGCCACUCAACUCCAAACAACUGGACAAGUAGUAUUGGGAGAUGCUACAAUGGGAGUUGUUCACACUCAAAAAAGAGUUCACGGCCUCCAUUUUAUGGUUGUGAAAGAAGCAUUGCUAAAAACAAUAAAAGAAGCUGUUGGGGAUAAAUGGAGCGAGGAGUUAAGUAAUGCUUGGGAAAUUGCUUAUGAUGGAUUGGCAGUUGCAAUUAUGAAGGAAAUGAGUUGAACAUUAGAUCUAUUACUUAUAUAAGUAAGAUCGAUAAAUAAAAUUUAUUUUCCUAAAACUUUAAUUAAGUUUUUUUAAUAAAUGUUGUUGAAACUAAUUUGUUAAGAACCUUUGAGGUAUACCCUCAAUAUGUUUGUAUAAUAAGUUAUUUUAAAUUUGCAUUUGAAUUAUUAUUUCAA